AUGGACUCUACAGCCAAUGAUAACAUAAGAAAAGAUGCGGUCAGUCAAGUGUUGGGGAAAGACAAACCAGGACGAAUCAGAGGGAUAGGCAGAGGUAUCACUGCAACAAAGCUAGCAUUCAUACAGUUAAGGGACUCUCAUGUGCAGAAGCUAAAGGCAACGCAAGCAGAAUUACUUUGUAAAUUCACAGAGCUGCAAAAUAAAAGUCAAUGUAAUGAUGUGGGUUCUCAGUCUGAUGUGAGUGAUAUUAGCAAAGGAGGUCCUAGGUGUCAGAUUCUGAAUUGGUUUGCGGAUGAGGAUGUUAUUGUCAGUGAAGGAGAGUUCUACUCUGCUGAACCAAAUUACAAGAUUGGUCAUAUUCCACUUGGCCCAAAUGCAGCUUCUGUAAUAGUGACGUCUGCCUUAGACCCGGAAACAUCUGUCUGGAGGCCUACAUCAUCUGUGUUCAACGUCGACCAAGCUGUUGGAGUCAAAAUUGCGUGGCCUAUGUCUAAAAUUAUUUUGGAUACAGAAUUAGUCAGCUCGAAUGGGGACAAGUUUCCUGGAUCUACCGCGACAAGCACAGAUGAAUCACUGCAAUUAUGUAGCAUUUUUGAUUGGAACGCGGGUGAAGUCGUGGCGGAGGGUUUACUUCAGUCAACGGACCCGAAAGAGAUGGUCAAUAAUAUACCUCUAGGCCCGAACGCUGCUGUACUGAAGAUUACCAAGGUGAUAAAAAAUGACGCUUAUCUGUGGAGACCUAGUGCUGAAAUGUUUUUGAUGGGUGCGGCAGUUGAUACGACUAUUGCGUGGCCAAUUCAUAAGAUAGAGUUUGUUGUGAAAGCUACACAGGCGGAAUCAGCGAGAAAAUCAACAACGAGUGCAAGUAAUAGCACUGGGACCAGAAAAAAUCAAGCUAAGAGGUGCAUCCUCUUAGACUGCAAAAACUCAGGUGAAAGAGUGGCAUUAGGCCGUGUCAGUUCAUCCGAUCCAGAAGAUGUUGUGCAUUUCAUUCCAUUAGGUCCUAAUGCUAGCAAGGUGUGGGUGGAUGUUUCGAAGAUUGGUAUUUCUGAGGUGUGGAUACCAAAUUCAGAGAUAAAAUUCAUAAGGGAUGCCGUAGGCACUACAAUCGCUUGGCCUAAUGAUAAGAUAAUUUUCAUGUAA
This is a messenger RNA of Microthlaspi erraticum, 1143 nucleotides long. NCBI's taxonomy places the organism in Eukaryota, Viridiplantae, Streptophyta, Magnoliopsida, Brassicales, Brassicaceae. The record is from the annotation of a GenBank genome assembly.